CGGGCGAGGCGGGCUGGGCGCGCGUGCGCAGCCGCGGCAGUUGCUGGCGGCAGUGGCAGUUGCUGGCGGCAGUGGCAGUUGCUGGCGGCAGUGGCAGUUGCUGGCGGCAGUGGCAGUUGCUGGCGGCAGUGGCAGUUGCUGGCGGCAGUUGCUGGCGGCGCUGAGGCGGGCCGGGGCGCUGGAGGCUCCGAUGGAUUCUCCGCUUCCCUCCCAGCCUGCCCGCCCGGCUUCGCCGGGUAGCACCGACCCCGGGCAGGAGAGGCGGCAGGAGAGGCGGGGGCGGCGGCGGGGGCGGCGGCAGCGGCGGCGGCGGCAGGGGUAUAAUGUUGUGCGUGCGCGCUUCACAGCUCCCGAAAUACCGCAGACUGCCAUGUCCGAGACCUACGAUUUCCUGUUUAAGUUUUUGGUCAUAGGAAACGCGGGAACUGGAAAAACCUGUUUGCUACACCAAUUUAUUGAAAAGGAGUUCAAAGACGUCUCAAAUGUUACUAUAGGAGUGGAAUUUGGUUCAAAGAUCAUAAAUGUUGGUGGUAAAUAUGUAAAAUUGCAGAUAUGGGAUACAGCAGGACAAGAAAGAUUCAGUUCUGUAACAAAAAAUUACUAUAGAGGAGCUGCAGGUGCUUUGCUUGUCUAUGAUAUAACCAGCCGGGAAACCUACAAUGCGCUUACGAAUUGGUUGACGGAUGCUAGAACGUUAGCAAGUCAAAAUAUUGUGAUAAUACUAUGUGGAAACAAAAAGGAUCUUGAUGCAGAUCGUGAAGUUACUUUUUUAGAAGCGUCCCAGUUUGCACAAGAAAAUGAGCUGAUGUUCUUGGAAACAAGUGCACUAACGGGGGAAAAUGUUGAAGAGGCCUUUGUACAGUGUGCAAGAGAAAUCCUCUAUAAAAUUGAAUUAGGAGAACUGGAUCCAGAAGGAAUGGGUUCAGGUAUUCAGUAUGGAGAUGAUGCUUUGAGACAGCUGAGAUCACUACAUAGAGCACAAGCACAAAGUGCUCAACAAUGUGGGUGUUAAACAAAACACAAAAUCCCAAAUACUUUAGACACAGAAGGUAAGGUUACAAAAAUCUCAGGUUGUUGGGUAAAUUACCAUAUUUCAUAAAUGUGCUGUGUCAAGUGCUUGGCUUUUUCACAGUUAGCCUGUAAAGUAACAUAGAAUCUAGUGAAAUAAUGCACAGUAGAAUGGAUUAUUGUUUUAUACUUUGAUUUUUCUUCUGCCACCUGCCCACUAAAGCAAGACUAGUGCUCUUACUGAACUAUUUCUAGAUCUUUGCUUACUCAGAGUAACGCUGUGGAAAACACUUUAGAAUUCUGUAUUCCUGGAAUGCAUUAUAGCCCUAAUAGUUAUCUAAUGCACUAUAGAGAAGGUGAAUUACUUCUGUUGUAUUGUGGACAAAUAUUACUAGAAUUGAGAAUUCACAAAAUAUAUGGUGCAAUAUCUUGUCCAAAGCUAUUAUAUAGUCUUUUCUGAAAAUACCAAGUUUAAAGACUGAGACUUGAAAUUAAAGGUAAUACUGGAUUUCAAACUUCAACUGUUUACUUUUUUUCCUACAUAAAAGCAGCUUAACGUUGUUCUGAUUCCUGUCUGCUAUGAGCAGAAAUGUAAACAAGAGAAUAGUAGUAUUUGUUGUUUAAGCAGACCUAAAGUAGCUCUUCUAGGGCUGUUGCAGCCCAUCGAACGAUGCAGUCUCCUAAAAGUCUUCCAAAGACACUCUUCAGAGCAAGUGAGGAACAGAUCUUUCCCUCUAGUAAAGUGGUAAGGGAAGAGACAUAAGUCACGUGACCUAAUCUGAAGAACAGCUUGGUGGUUAGUCUUUCUCAAACAGUUGUCCUUAAGACACCUCUCCAUGGAUUUUACUUAACUCUUUGUAGUAUGUAAGUGGUUCAUGGGGACAGCCCUUUCCCCCUGUGUAGUUAAUUAUUUUGUUAUAAUUAAUCCUUAUUUCUCUAUUAUGAGGACGGUGAUAUCAAAUUAAACAAGUACUGCAGGCAUAGUUACUGCAUCACUUUUACUGUAUUCAUUUUUUUAUCAAUUUGAGCAGAAGCUUUACAGGAUGUUAAAUAAGGCAGCAUACAAGUCUGCAUUCUCAUAUAUUGUUCUGUAUCUGUAUAGCUCCCAGUUAAAGCUCAGAAUUUUAAAUAAUGGAUAGGAAUCCUUGAACUGCUUUCCUCCCUUACUUUCAUCCUAUAAAAUAUCAUCCUUCAAUAAGAGACUGCUGGAAAGGGCAUUAAUUUAGUUCGGCUUUGGUACAGCGCUACAGGAGUGAAUAUCUACUGAUCUGAUUUCAGGAACUGAGUUUUCACAUUGAUCAGAUGUAGAUAAUUGAUGGAGUUCUUGUGUAUUUUACAGCUGUCCUUACAAAUGGUGUUUGAAGAAAUGGAAAAGCUUGAAGGCUAUGCAGUUUUUAAAAAUGUCUUUCCACUAUCUACAAACAGAGCAAACCACUGCUGUCAGAAAGGUGGCCCGUGUGGUGUGGGGCAGGAGUGUCCACAUGACACACAAGCCUGCAAAGUGAACUUGAUGAUUUGGUGGACAAUGUUAAGACUCAUACCUGUAUGUAAACAUUUUCCAUUACCUGUUUUUGUUCUUUCGCCUCUAGUUUAAAGCAUUGCUAUAUACUGUAAAUAAUGUAACAGUAAAUUUACAAAGCAUGGUAUACUUACGUAUGCUGAUAGAAUGUUGCACUACAAGCAGUUUAAUAUUUUAUUUUUUUAUCAUAUAAACAAAUUUAACGGAGGUAGGCUUUGUCAUGUUUGUUUGCUGCACAAUAGUUUAUGACCUGAAUUAUAAAACCACUGGCACUGUCAGUGAAGGGUGGUUGGUUUAUUUUUUUCCUACUUAGUUUGCCACAUUCUAACAAGCUGUUGACAUGACUGAUUCUCAACAUAUGGUUAGGACCCAUACUUACGUUUAUUAAUAUGUCAAGUUGAAAAGGUAAUUUUUAUUGAUGUUCACAUAUCCUGUUUUAUCACAGUUCUUAAAUAGCUUUUGAAGUUCUUUUAUUAAACUUUAUUAAGUCUGUCAAAUGGCUGUUGACUUUUUUUUUUUUCCCCUUGGUCCUGAUGUUUUGUGUAGCACUGGCAUCAUGAAGGUAGAUUGUAUAUGUGAACAGAACUGUGCAUUUUUGCGUAUGUUGUAAUUCUAGGGCAGGGGCACGGGCUUAUGGAGAAUUACCACAGUAGGAGCUCUCCUAACCUCCUACCACACCGAGCAAUCAGCUGUGGAAAUAUGAUCUCUGUUGAAGCCUACGUAGUGAGGUACAAACUGAACCCAAAGGGUGAUUCUAAAGUAUCCUGAAUGUAUGAAAUUUAAAAUACUCAUUUCUUUCUCUUAAAACUUUCAUGAAGUACAAUUAAGAACUUGAAUUUUAAAAUUAGACUUUAAAAUUAGGAACUUAAUAGGCUGUCUUGCUGGAGCUCUACCCUUGAAUUUCAUGGAAGUGCCCUAUGUGUAAUGCUGGCCACAGUGCUCCCAGGAGACUGAUGUCAUGGAAGGGAAAAAACAAGUGUACUACUUCAGUAGUUUGUUCUUCCUGUGAAACUCAUCAAGGGAAGUUUUGGCCUUGGUACUGAGGUUUUUUUUUUUCCUGUGUUAAAACACACAAUUCAGACUUUCUUUCCUGACCUCUUUUUUUAUUGUGGGGAGGAGGCAUGGGGCAAGAGAUUAGGAAACCUGUUCUCAUUCCUCAGCUGGAGACAGAAGAGGAGAAGACUUGCAGAGGGUCCAAGAGGGAGGACAGAACCGCAAGUAUUGUGUAUCAUUUUUAGUGUGACAUGACAACUGAUCAGGUAAGAGACCCGUGGCUUUUCCUUUGUCAGGUAAGGAGCUGCAGCACUAAGCUCGUGUUUCUGGAAGUAGCUGAAUUCAACCAGUUCAGGGGGGGCAAUUUCAUGUGCACUGAUAGAAAUCAGUAGUGACAUUUUUACUUAGUUACUUGUAUAACUAGAAAUGGGAUGUGUCCUUGAAAGUGCAAAAUAAUUAAUUUGAUCAGAAUUCAGUAUUGAAAUUCCAAGGUUAAACAUGCUUUAUUAUUUUCUGUAUAUGAGUCUUUUCUAUUUAGGUGUUUCUUGUCAAAUGAAUGUUUAAAAACUAAACCAGAAAACUUAACUGAUACUGUAAUUUAGAGGGCAAUUAAAGCACAAGAGCGAAGCAAGAAUGCUACACAGAGGUAUGCCACCUUUCAUGGAGUUAGAAUUGUGUUUAAAACUAUUCCCUUUGUCCUGACAUUUUUGGCUCAAAUGGAUGCUUACCUGAAAACUAUAUGCCUUAGAUCAUCUCUGAAUUGAAAGGAAUUAAGUUUGCUUUAUACUUGAAAAGCCUAGGUUUAGUUCUAGAAAGGCUGUUGGGUCCAAAGACCUUUAUGUUAUGAGUCUCUCAAGUAUCCUGUUAUAUUUAGGGUUGGAUUUGUUACAUAACUGAUAACAAUUACGCCCAAGGAGUAUUCACUUGUAUGGUAAGAGCGUAAGUAUUUUUGAAGCAGCUUAACUGUGCAUUUACAAUAAUGUCAAAGAACUCCAAAGAAACUUACCUGUCUUAAUCCUUACUCAACUUGCUUUGGCUUCUAGUACUCAGAACAUUACCAAAAGCAAGUACUCUGCAGUAGAUGGUGGAUGUAGUUGUUCUCCACCAGUCCAAAGGGCAUAUUAUUAACUGGGAUGUGUUGUGUUUCUGCCAGGGUUGGGGAGGCUUUUGGUUCUGAAACCCCAGAUUGUGGAAUGCUGUGAAAAGAUGAGGUAGUGGGUAGGCUGUCCCUGCCCUUACCACAGUCAUUAGACUGUGUUUCUUGGUACACAGACAAAAGUGAAAGCUGAGGAUGUACUUACCAGCUGGGACAUAGCACAAGUAAAGCUAAAGGUGUCCCCUGUCACUUAAAAUGGUUGAAAUGGUGUUGGCUGUUGGAUCAAAACUUCUUUCCAUAAGUAUAGUGACAGUUGAAAGGAGCUGGGGGACUGUUACUUAACUCGGUUGCUUUUAAAUAAAAAUUUUAGGGGAUUGAUAGGGAUUCAUGUACUUCUUCCUGUCCUUUUCCCUUUAUGUACAAGACUGGCCUCUUUUGUAUACUCUGUUCUUAUGUUCAUUUUGGUCAACUGUCUGUGGUUAAGAAGCUGUAAGCACAGUUUUAUUCUUUCUGUAACCAUAUUAAGCUGUCCCCUUCCUACCUGGAACGAAAGAAUAGCGUUGCUGUAAUGUGUUUGGACAUGUUUUUACCAUUUUUUUUUUUUUAUUGUAUACUCUUACUGUAUACACAUUAACCAGGUUAAUGUGCUUGUUUUGUAGAAUCACAACCUUUUAUGCUGCAUAUCUUACAUUUAAAAACAAAAAACUUUCUAAAAUGGCAACUCCUGAGGAGAAUAUUGUUGGAAGCAAUAGCUCUCACCAGUGCAAACUAUAUUGUUUACUUUCUUCUCUGAGGGUUUUUUAUUUCUAAAAAUACCAUGCCAAUAGCAGCCCUGGAGUAGAUUUUAAGCUUUAGCAUUAGAGUUCACACAGCAAACCAAAUCUAGCUCACCUAAA
This is a messenger RNA of Tyto alba (common barn owl), 5512 nucleotides long. Its product is annotated as ras-related protein Rab-4A-like. Gene Ontology annotation, molecular function: GTP binding; GTPase activity. Gene Ontology annotation, cellular component: postsynaptic recycling endosome. The record is from RefSeq and is a predicted model, not a curated record. The transcript has 7 exons. Bases 191 to 1012 code for a protein of 273 amino acids. NCBI's taxonomy places the organism in Eukaryota, Metazoa, Chordata, Aves, Strigiformes, Tytonidae. Gene Ontology annotation, biological process: regulation of endocytosis; Rab protein signal transduction.